CACAAGUGGGGCCGUGGCCUGGGGACCAGGGGUGCCCACGGUACCCAACACAGGCAGAGAGGGGCUGGCAUGGGAGCAGUGUGCACAGCAGCAGGGACGGGGUGAGGACGUGGUGGGGACAAUGAAGACACUCUACGGUGGUCAUCCCGCUCUCACCUCCAACCCCAUGACCCCACCAUCCAAGCUCUGCUCUGCCGUGCAGAUACUGCCAGCCCUGCCCCUGCCACAUGGAGCCACACCAACAGCAGAGCUGCCACCCUGGGUGCAGGGUGCAGCCGGGAGCAAGGGGACGGGGGGUCACCUUGCAGGAGGGGGGCCCCCAACAUGGGGGGAUGCAGUGAUGGAUCAGGCAGUGCACCCUGCCCACGUGCACUGGGCCGUGUCCUCAUGGGACCGCAGCACUGCAGAGUGGGACCCGUUCCACCCCACCCCAUGCCCUGCAGGGAAGGAUGGCUUCUGCCCGGCCAGCGCCGGGCUGUUCCCUAGCUACGACUGCAGAGAGUGGUGCCGGCGUGACACCGACUGCCUCGGCGAGGAGAAGUGCUGUCUGCGGGGCUGUGACUACGUGUGCCUGCGUCCAGCCCAAGGUUGGAGCCACUGAGCACCCCCCCAGGGCGUCUCUGGUCGUGCCCAGCCACCCACAGCUGUGCAUCUUCUGCCUUCCAGAGAAACCAGGGAUCUGCCCCCUGAGCGAGCAGGCAGCGGGGUCCCGGUGCCAGGACCCCUGUGCAGGAGAUGGGCAGUGCCCAGGGGACGAGAAGUGCUGCAGCACCCGAUGUGGCCACGUCUGCAUGGCCCCAGAGCCAGACAAACCUGGGCAGUGCCCAAAGGUGAGGCCGCAGCUGACAUCAGAGCCGUGCACGGAGGAGGAUGACUGCCUGCACGACCGGGACUGCCCCCGGCAGGAGAAGUGCUGCUUUUCUGGCUGCGCCAUGCGUUGCUCCCGCCCGGCCAGAGAGCACCCCGGGCGGUGCCCCCGUGCAGAGCCAUGCUGGGACCCCCGGCGCCGACGCUCGAACCAGUGCCUUGAUGACAGCGUGUGCAGGAGGGAUGAGAAGUGCUGCAACACAGGCUGCACUUGGGCCUGCGUGGCUGUACCCAGAGAGAGUGGUGGUGGUGCCUCCAGACAGUGUGCGGAGGAGUGUGAGAGUGAUGCACAGUGCCCUCAGGGAGAGCGGUGCACCCGCAUGGGCUGUAGCCGUGUCUGCGUGGACAUCCCUGGGGGGAGAGUGGGAGUGUGCCCCAUCCCCAGGGUUGCCUGGGGGACGUGCUUGGACCUUUGCAGCUUUGAUGAGGAGUGUCCCUGGGGCCAGAAGUGCUGCAGCAAUGGCUGUGGCCACAUCUGCAUGCCUGCCUCUCUCGAAGAGCACGAUGUCGCCGUUGUGCCACAGCACGGUGCCGGCCGGUGCCCAGAGCAGUGUGAUGCUGACACGCAGUGCCCCCGAGGACAGAGAUGCACCCGCACCAGCUGUGGCCGUGUCUGCAUGGACAUGCCCAGAGGGAGGGAGGGAGAGUGCCCCAUCCCCAGGAGCCGUGGGACGUGCUUGGACCUGUGCAGCUCUGACAAGGAGUGUCCCCAGGGCCAGAAGUGCUGCAGCAAUGGCUGCGGCCACAUCUGCAUGCGGAUACAUAACGGUGAGGAUGCUAAGGGACAGGACCAGCUCCAGGGGACACAAGGGGACUUCAGCCCCUCAGGAGAGGCAGAGCCUUCUGGAAUGGGCCUCGGUCCUUGUGAGCUCAGCUCAGCUCCUGGCACAGACACUGCCUUCUGGGUGAUGGCACCAAAGGGAUGAGGAGCAGAAGAGGUCUCUCACCAGACCUGGCCAUGCCAAACCACUGCAGUGCCAGCAGAACCUGUCCGUGACCCUGGCCUCUGCUCCACAACCCCAUCAGUCAGGUCUCCCUAAAAGCACUUUUCCCUUUCAGGUGCUACAUGAUGGGAGAACAGCAGUUCUGUGGCAGGAAGGUGCCUUCAUCAGGGGACACGGGGCAGUCACAGCCUGGAGGUGGCCUGUGCCCUUCUCGCCAUCACCAGCAAUAAAGCGAGUGCAUGCCAUC
Messenger RNA from Gallus gallus (chicken), 2058 nucleotides. RefSeq names its product WAP four-disulfide core domain 8 (gene WFDC8). Gene Ontology annotation, biological process: innate immune response; antibacterial humoral response. The record is from RefSeq and is a predicted model, not a curated record. Gene Ontology annotation, cellular component: extracellular region. The coding region runs from base 450 to 1793 and encodes 447 amino acids. The transcript has 7 exons. NCBI's taxonomy places the organism in Eukaryota, Metazoa, Chordata, Aves, Galliformes, Phasianidae. Gene Ontology annotation, molecular function: peptidase inhibitor activity.